AAAUUGAGCUGCGGCACCGCUGGGAUAAAACCGCUCAGCCCGCCAGCAGACUGGGGCAUUGCUGGGGAGAGAUGGCCAAGCCGUGGACUUCUUCCCUCCUCUCUGGAGCCGCCGGCCUCCUCCUUCUCCUCCUCUCCAGCCUCCCGGCUUCGUGGCAAGGAGGUGUCCCAGGCGCCGGAGGCGGGAUUCCCGGAAGAGGUCUUUACCCUGGAAUCGGUGGUGGAGGUCUAGGAGCCGGCGGACUCGGGACCGGAUUGGGGGGAGCAGGAUACGGUGCAGGGGCCAAACCUCCAAAACCAGGGGUUGGAGGUGCCGGAUCACUAGGCGGACUUUAUCCGGGAGGCGCUUAUCCAGGAGGGGUCUUUCAAGGCGCUGGGACUCCUGCACAAGCCGCUGCAGCGUAUAAAGCUGCCGCCAAAGCAGCGGCUGGCCUUGGUGUUCCUGGAGGGGGCAUUGGAGGAGGAGUUGGCGUUCCCGGCGGUGGCGUUGGGGUUGGCGUUCCUGGAGGAGGAGUCGGCGUUCCUGGAGGCGGAGUUGGGGUUGGCGUUCCUGGAGGCGGCAUUGGGGUGCCUGGAGGAGGUGUGAUUCCACAGACUGGAGCCCAACCAGGAGCCGGUGUUGGGGCCAAACCUGGGAAAAUCCCUGGAGUUGGCAUCCCAGGUGUCGGGAUCCCGGGUGUCUUCCCUGGAGGUGUCCUCCCUGGGACAGGGAUCCGCUACCCCGGGGUAGGGGUCUUACCGGGGGUGCCAACAGGAAACGGGCUCAAGGCCAAAGUCCCAGGAGCAGGAGGAGGUGCUUUCGCUGGGAUCCCUGGUUUCGGGGGUUUUGGUGGUGGCCAGCAACCAGGAUUACCUCUGGGAUAUCCGAUCAAAGCCCCUAAACUCCCAGGUAGCUAUUAUGGAAAGCUAUCUUUCGGGGCUGGGCCUGGUGGAGUCUUCGGUGGGGCUGGAGGAAAGGCUGGCUACCCCACUGGCACAGGCGUUGGGGCGCAAGCGGCUGCUGCGAAAGCUGCAGCGAAAUACGGUGUCGGAGCGGGAAGACUUCCCGGAGCCGGGGCCCUUGGAGUGGGAGGUUUGCUGCCCGGCGCCGGCGGUGUGCCAGGAGCAAUCGGUGCUGGUGGUCCAGCCGCUGCCGCCGCUGCUGCGGCCAAAGCAGCGGCCAAAGCGAGAGCUUAUGGUGCUGGAGGCCUUCCUGGGGCUGGGGUCGGCGGAGUGGGGGUCCCUGGAGGUGUUGGGAUCCCGGGGGUCGGCGGACUUCCAGGAGUCGGACCUGGGGUCGGAGGAGUCCCUGGAGCAGGGGUUGGAGGCCUAAGUCCAGCCGCUGCAGCCGCCGCCGCCAAAGCAGCCAAAUAUGGUCUGGGUCCAGGCGGUGUUGGGGCCAUCCCAGGUGGCGUUGGUGUUGGUGGCAUUCCUGGUGUCGGCGGUGUUCCCGGAGUCGGUGUCGGUGGCGUUCCUGGUGCUGGCAUUGGAGGCGUUCCGGGUUUGCCAGCAGCUCCAGGCGCCGGGGCCUCGGCUGCAGCCGCAGCUAAGGCAGCCGCAAAAGCCGCAGCGUAUGGAAGAGGAGUCGCUCCUGGCUACGGAGGAAUCGGUGGCAUUGGAACCGGUGGCAUUGGAACUGGUGGCCUCGUGCCCGGCGGUGUCGGUGUCGGCGGUCUAACUCCGGGAACUCAAGCAGCCGCCGUUGCAGCAAAAGCAGCCGCCAAAGCAGCGAAAUACGGAGCCGGUGGAGCGAGGGGUCUCGUUCCUGGGGCAGGAGUCGGUGGUCUGGUGCCAGGCGUUGGCGGCGUUGGAGGUGUUGGAGGCAUUGGCGGCGUCGGUGGCGUUGGCGGCGGUCUCGUUCCAGGCGCUGGAGGAGCCGGGAGCAUCAGCGCAGCCGUGGCAGCUAAAGCGGCAGCAAAGGCAGCUAAAUAUGGUGCUGGAAGAGGUGGAGUCUUACCUGGAGGUGGAGUCCUACCUGGAGGUGGAGUCUUGCCAGGGGGCGGAGUCUUACCUGGAGGUGGAGUCCUACCUGGAGGCGGAGUCUUGCCUGGAGGUGGAGUCGUCCCUGGAGGCGGAGUCUUGCCUGGCGGAAUCCCUCAAAUCGGAGUACAGCCUGGAGCCAAGCCCCCUAAAUAUGGUGUGCCAGGAGCCGGACUGGGUGGACUUGGCGUUCCAGGUUUUGGUGGUCGAGGAGGUGGCUUGGUCCCAGGAGCCGGUGGUGCUGGUUAUGGUGGGCUGGGAGCUGGAGGCCUCUCUCCUGGGUUGACGUAUCCAGGGGCCGGCGGUAAACCACCCAAACCAGGUUAUGGUGGUGGACUUCCCGUUAAUGGACUGCUUCCUCAAGUUGGAACCGGCUACGGAGGCUUGAGUCCGGCAGCUAUGGCAGCUGCUAAAGCAGCAAAAUAUGGUGCCCUCGGCCGCAGACGGAAGUAGCCCCGAACUGACCGCCGAUCUUUCACCUCAUGAACUUUGGUGCUACUGCCUGGUCUCGAAUGUACCCCCCACCCACCCACCCACCCUCCUUCAGCCACGGAAGCCCUCUCCCUUGGCACCGUCCUUGCCUCUGCCCCACACAGCCGCCCAAAGACGGCCCGCCGAGCCCCUUUGCCCUGUCUUUGGUGCUACUUCGACCAUCUCCUUGGCGGAGGGGCGGGGGUCGCCCAAGCACUUUAGCUUCCCCUGGGGGUCCAUAGCCGCUCCUUUGCUCCCUGGGUUGCUUCACAGAGUCAUAGAACCUUAGGGUUGGAAGGGAGCCCUAAAGGCCAUCUAGUCCAACCCUCUUCUGCCAGGAAGGAAGACAUAAUAAAUCCACGAAACAAUAAUAGGAUCCCAGAGUUGGAAGGGACCCCAAAGACCAUCCAGCCCACCCCUCUUCUGCCAGGAAGGAAGACAUAAUAAAUGCAUGAAACAAUAAUAGGAUCCCAGAGUUGGAAGGGACCCCAAAUGCCAUCCAGUCCAACCCUCUUCUUCCAGGAAGGAAGAUAGAAUCAAUAGGAUCUGAGAGUUGGAAGGGAUCCCCAAAGACCAUCCAAUCCAACCCUCUUCUGCCAGGAAGGAAGACAUAAUAAAUCCACGAAACAAUAAUAGGAUCCCAGAGUUGGAAGGGACCCCAGAGGUCAUCCAGUCCAACCCUCUUCUUCCAGGAAGGAAGACUUAAUGAAUGCAUGAAUCAAUCGAUCAAUAAAUCAAUCAUAGGAUCCUAGAGUUGGAAGGGACCCCAAAGGCCAUCUAGUCCAACUCUCUUCUGCCAGGAAGGAAGACUUAAUGAAUGCACGAAUCAAUCGAUCAAUAAAUCAAUCAUAGGAUCCUAGAGUUGGAAGGGACCCCAAAGGCCAUCUAGUCCAACUCUCUUCUGCCAGGAAGGAAGACUUAAUGAAUGCAUGAAUCAAUCGAUCAAUAAAUCAAUCAUAGGAUCCUAGAGUUGGAAGGGACCCCAAAGGCCAUCUAGUCCAACUCUCUUCUGCCAGGAAGGAAGACUUAAUGAAUGCACGAAUCAAUCAAUCAAUCAAUCAAUCAAUAAUAGGAUCCCAGAGUUGGAAGGGACCCCAAAGGUCAACUAGUCUAACCCUCUUCUGCCAGGACGGAAGACUUAAUGAAUGAAUGCAUGAAUCCAAUCAAUCAAUCAAUCAAUCAUAGGAUUCUAGAGUUGGAAGGGACCCCAAAGGUCAUCCUGUCCAACCUUCUUCUGCUAGGAAGGAAAAUACAAUAAAUCCCUGAACCAGUUAUAGGAUCCUAGAGUUGGAAGGGAUCCCAAGGGUUAGGGUGACUUCCAGGCAGGAAGUCACAAUCCGAACCCUCCCGACAGAGGGCCGGUGUGGCAUCUCUUUUGCUACCAUGUGAACCAACGGCUCCAUUAUGUCCUGGUCUCCAGAGCGGCAAAAAACAAAGCUUGCCUCCUUCUUCGUCCAAGAAUCUAAACCUGGCUCUCCUGUCACUUUUUCUCGGCUAAACAUCCCCAUCUCCUUAAGAGGGAAUUAUAGUUUUCCAGACCUUUGACCAUUGUGGUGACCGCUCCGUCUUGUCCAUAUCCUGGAUGGAAGGCUGUUCCCGGUGAGGUCUGACCAAAGCAGAAUAGAGCGGGAUCCUGAUUUCUCCCAAUAGAAUCGCAUUGGCCUUUUUAGCUGCAGCAUGACACUGUUGGCUCAAAAGGCGUGCUAGUUUUAUUCCAGGUCAAGCGGUCUGACCAAAGCGGAAGAGAGUGGGACAAUGGCUUUCCUUCCCUUUGAUCUGGACACUAGACUCUUAUGGACGCGGCCUAGGAUUCGAGGCUGACGCUUCUGGACUUUUUCUUUCCCCGGCGGGAUUGACCUUAAUCCCGAGGCCGCAGCUGGCCUUUCUCUCCUUCCUCCCUUUCCUGGCUUCCAUAGGGCCAGAUUAGUCCCAAAACCCGUGUCACAACGGUCCAGAUCUGACCCCGUCCCAUCCGGGCGACCCGCCAAACCCGUCCUGUUUUUUUUAAUUUUCCCCAAACAAACCCCAAACGCCGAAUUUUCCCAAAACAAACAAAACAGAAAAAAACAAAAAACAAAAAAAUGGAAUGGAAUUUAAGUAAUAAUAAUAAUAAUAAAAAUUACCUGACUAAUAAAUAACUUUUUAAAGGAAA
Anolis carolinensis (green anole) is the source of this 4581-nucleotide messenger RNA. RefSeq names its product elastin (gene eln). The record is from RefSeq and is a predicted model, not a curated record. The coding region runs from base 72 to 2411 and encodes 779 amino acids. Gene Ontology annotation, molecular function: extracellular matrix structural constituent. The transcript has 35 exons. NCBI's taxonomy places the organism in Eukaryota, Metazoa, Chordata, Lepidosauria, Squamata, Anolidae.